UAGAGCAGAAGAAAGACUCUGAGGCUAUGCCUGGGCAGCCGAGUCCAGGAGCCCGCAUGCUGAAGUGUAACAGAGAGGAAACGAUAAAUCUCUGCUACUAUGCAAUAAAUUGCUCCUGCUUUAGCUAAGGAAGCAUUUAGAUUCCCUGAAAUAAUCUUUUUUUUUUUUUUUAAAGGGCUUGCUAUUAUUUUCUGAAUCUUCUUCCCUUUUUCUUUAGUUUCUAAUUCCCCAAAGAAAUCCUUAAAGGCAAGGCAAAUAUUAGAAAGAAAGGGAAAGGAAGGAAAAGGAACAAGGAGAGGGCUUGGAUAAAGGUGUCAAGAGCAGGAAAGAAGAGGGCUAGUAACAUGACCAUUUUCUUCUGGUCUGUGUUCCUCGCUUCUCUUCUGAAGCCCAUAAGCUGCAGUAGUCCACGCCGGGCUCCGGAGUCCAGCGCACGAAGGUACAAUCGGAUUCAGCACGGCCAGUGCACCUAUACGUUCAUACUUCCUGAACAGGACGGGAACUGUCGUGACAGCGCCUCUGACCAAUACAACGCCAAUGCGCUCCAAAGGGAUGCCCCCCACAUGGAACCAGAUUUCUCCUCCCAGAAGCUGCAGCGGCUGGAGCAUGUCAUGGAGAAUUACACUCAGUGGCUGCAAAAGCUGGAGAACUACAUUGUGGAAAAUAUGAAGUCAGAAAUGACCCAGCUGCAGCAGAACGCUGUCCAGAACCACACGGCCACCAUGCUGGAAAUAGGAACCAGCCUUCUCAGUCAGACAGCAGAACAGACAAGAAAGCUCACAGAUGUGGAAACACAGGUUCUUAAUCAAACAUCCCGGCUUGAAAUUCAGCUGCUGGAAAAUUCCUUAUCUACUUACAAACUGGAGAAACAAUUGCUCCAACAGACCCAUGAAAUCUUGAAAAUCCAUGAGAAAAACAGUCUAUUGGAACACAAGAUCCUUGAAAUGGAAGAAAGGCAUAAAGAGGAACUAGAUACGUUAAAAGAGGAAAAAGAGACCUUGCAAGUUUUGGUGUCUCGUCAAAGCUACAUUAUCCAAGAACUAGAGAAGCAGCUAAGUAAAGCAACAACCAAUAACAGCAUUAUGCAGAAACAACAACUUGAACUCAUGGACACUGUCCAUAGCCUGGUCAGCAUUUGCUCUAAAGAUGGAGUUUUGCUAAAGAAUACAAAAAGGGAAGAAGAGAAGCCAUUCAGAGACUGCGCUGAUGCAUAUCAAGCUGGUUUUAAUAAAAGUGGCAUCUACACGAUUUAUGUUACUAACAUAUCAGAACCUAAAAAGGUUUUUUGCAACAUGGAGACUGCAGGAGGAGGCUGGACAGUAAUACAACACCGAGAAGAUGGGAGCCUAGAUUUCCAAAAAAGUUGGAAAGAAUACAAAAUGGGUUUCGGUAGUCCCUCUGGUGAAUAUUGGCUGGGAAAUGAGUUUAUCUUUGCAAUAACCACCAGUCAAAAACAUUACUCUCUAAGAAUCGAACUAACGGAUUGGGAAGGAAGCCGGGCUUAUUCACAAUAUGAUAGAUUUUACAUAGGAAAUGAAAAACAGAAUUACAGGCUGUAUCUAAAGGGUCAUUCUGGAACAGCGGGGAAGCAAAGCAGCCUGAUAUUACAUGGUGCUGACUUUAGUACCAAAGAUGCCGACAAUGACAAUUGUAUGUGCAAAUGUGCUCUUAUGCUAACAGGAGGCUGGUGGUUUGAUGCCUGUGGCCCUUCCAAUCUUAAUGGGAUGUUUUAUUCGGCUGGGCAGCACCAUGGAAAAAUAAAUGGGAUCAAAUGGCAUUACUUCAAAGGCCCAAGUUAUUCGUUACGUUCCACAACUAUGAUGAUCCGUCCCUUGGACUUUUAAAGAGCCAACAGGAUAGUGGCCAUAUUCUGAAGGACAUCUUGUAUAAUCUUCAGAAGCAGAAGGUGGGAACUCCCUGAAAGUACCAAAUGCCAACAUCCCAGCCUUUGUCAGAUCUCAUUUCACUGGCUGCAGUAUAUAAACAGGGACAGGUGAAAAUGUGGUUUAUGGACAAGAAAAAAUAGCUUUUGUGGCUAUUCAGUGGACAACAUUAAGGUUCAGUUGCCACAAAUAAACUGGGAUCUUUUAGCCAAAGCCUUUUUUUUUGUUCUUUUUUGUUGUUUUUUGCUUUGAUCAAGAGGAAUUUUUAAAAUAUAGGACAUGCAAACCAGAUGGCGUUUUGAAAAGCAGAAAUAGAUGGGAGAAGACAUUUGUCCAUCACAAACAUGGUAUGAAAUCUAUGCAGAAGCACAGCUGCUAUUUAUUUGUAGUCCCUUAAAAAUGCAAGUAGGACCUCUCAACCUGACAUCAGCAAGCAUGAUUUAGACGGAAAACUUCUCUUUAAUACCAGAUCAAUAUAACAUGUAGGAGUCAUUUCUCAUUAAGCCCGUUUCAAACAUGAAAUAUUCUCCUUCUAAAGAGACAAUGACUCAAGACGGACAGAAAAUGAUAAGAGCAAUGUGCAGAGAAUUGUCAGUUGACCUGUGUGGCUAGGCUGAAAGGUGGCAAUCCAGAUAAUUCGCCAAAUCCUUCACCUAUAAUUGAUAGCAUGAUAACAAAAGGAAUCAUAGGUUUUUCUUUCUGACUGCUCCAGCUUUGCUUCACUUCAUACGACAUUGCAGGGUGAAUAUCAUAUGAAAAAGAAGAAAAAGCAGAGCCCUUUUUUAAAAAGGCAAAAUCAAGGUUAUUUGUACAUGGGUUUUCUUCUUAAAUUACACAGAUACAGAAAAUAUGCAAAUAGCAUAACCAUAUGUUAACUGGAUUGGGUUUAUCAAACAGUGUUGCUGGUAGGCAUAUGUACAUGUAAAUGUUACCACUAAACUGAUAAACUUUCAUAUCUGUAAUUCAUCCUUCAUUUGACAGAGUUGAACAGAAAACUACAAGGUCUUUCCUGUCCUUCAUUUACCUGUGGACAGUGGGCUGGAAAUUAACGAAUACAAGAUAAGAAAGAAAUGAUGGUUACAGAUUGUAAAUGCCAUGAGUGGAAAGUAGUUAUAUUUGAGUGGAUUAAAUUAAAUGAGAAAAGAAGGCUCCUAUUUAAUAUGAGUAGGUCUGAAGUGUAGUUCCCUGGAUCGUGACCUAGAUGAUAUGCACAGUCUUGACUUCAGAAGGUUCUAAGAAUGUGAGUUACUGUUUUCUCUACUUAACUUGUUUCCCGCACAAGCAUAUCCAAAAUUCCAUGUGCAUUCUAAUGAAUGCUGAAAACUAGUUCAGAUAUUUGGCCCAGGUGAUAAGCCUCUUCACUGAUAUUUCAGCUUCCUAUGUAUGUCUAACAUUAGACACAUCACUGUAUGUAUAAUAUUAGAGCAGUGUUUUUCAGCCUUGGCAACUUGAAGAUGUGUGGACUUCAACUCCCAGAAUUCUCCAGCCAGCAAUUCCCCAGUUGUCAAAGUUGAGAAACACUGUGUUAGAGGAACAUUGGAAGCUGAAUCAAACCAUUGACUCAUCUCACUCCUAUUUUUAUGGUUUCAGACAAGCAUAGACUUUGCCAGUAGGCUGUGGUACAUCAUUUAUAUGUCACAUGUGUGCUGAUCAUUUACAUAUAAUCACGAUACUACUUUUUUUUAUCUGUAUUCCAUUUUUCUUGGGAGGAUUAUAUAAAUGUGUUGAUUCAGCAACAUAUACGUACGUGCCUCUAUAUACUUCCUCAACAUAAAGAGGCUUACCAUAAGCAAAAUACAGAAUUAUAAUUUAGAGCUCUUAUGCAUUUGGUCUUUUCAUUGAAAUUAAAUGGGAAACUACGCACCUGGAACUCUUAUGGUUCUAUUUCAAGUGUUGAUGUGUUGUGAAAAAGGAUGUGCAUUCAUGUCACUAAGCAAAUUAUAUCAUUUGCACACACUAAGUAAAGAACAUUUAUUGCAGAUAAAUUCAUUGCAUGGGAAGAAAAUCUUAAUUUCUCCUUGGGAAAGAUAAAUGUUUCAACAAUUUCUCAAAGGCAGGACUUCCCAUCAUCUACUGCUGAAAGAGUCUAGUGGGAGGAAUUAACUCACAAUGCCUUCCCCUAAAAUUUAAUAGAAAUACAGGAAGUCAGGGAGGCUACAAACUGCUGGAAAGAUGAUUAUAUAGGGGGAAAAAAGGACAUUCACAUACACACCUCUUGGCCACUGUGUAAUAAGGGCAGAGAUGCCAAAUUCCACCCAUGAGAAUUUUUUUAAAAAUUCUCUUCUGUGAAAAAAUUCUGAAGCAUCAGAGCAAAUGAGAACUGGUUGGGAAAAAAUUCAGCAGUGUUUCUUCACCCACCAUUAAUUCAUGCAGAUUUCAGUCCGUGGAGAGAGACUAUAGUUCAGUGGUGGGCCGUAUGCUUGGCAUGCAGAAGUUCUAAGUCCUGUCCUUGGCAUCUCAUGUCUGAAAGUUCAUGAAACAAUUCAAGUGAUUCAAAUGCCUACCUGAGCUGCCAGUCACAAUUGAUAAUACUGGACUAGAUAAACUGUAUGAUCUGGUAACUUAUCUUUUUAUACUCUAUCUUUCUGAUAUAUAGGAUGAGGUUCUGGUUUUCUCAAGCUGGUAAAUCUUUGAUUAUUCUUUUGCUAUUACGUACAUGAUUGAUGGCUCUGAAAUUAAAACGUGAUUGGGUUUAACCAAUGCCUGAGCCUUUUUUAAUUAUUUUUAAUUAAUAAUUUCUGUUGUAUCUAAUACAAUGGUCUAACCUUCCUCUAAAUCCAUGAAAGUCAUCUCUUUUCCAUGUAUGGGAACAAAACAAGCAUACAUUUUUAAAACAAAAUAUGAAAGAACAAGGAUCUAUUACAGUGUUCUUUGUAACCAGGACAGUGCUCAAUUUAAGAAGAUCUUUUGUAUUUAUGUAUCUGUAUGUAUUUACAUAAUCCUGCCUAAGGGGUUAAUUUGUUGUGUUCUUCUGGUUAACUUACCCAACUUUUCUUUACUCAGUGGUUCCUUCCAACUGCUGCUUUUUCUCUCAUUCCAACAAUCUUCAUUUAUCUCCAAAGAUUGUGCUGCUUCUCAAAAGUGGCAUUUUUUUAAAGUCACCAAAUCCAGAAAGCUACUGUGCAGACUGAAUUGCAAAGGGGGAGGGGGGGAGGUAAAAAAAUAAAAAUAAACCACAAGUAUGAUAUUUACUGUUUAUUUAUCUGUUUGAAGAAAUGGGGGACAUG
Python bivittatus (Burmese python) is the source of this 5110-nucleotide messenger RNA. It is a transcript of the gene ANGPT1, whose product is annotated as angiopoietin 1. The record is from RefSeq and is a predicted model, not a curated record. Gene Ontology annotation, biological process: blood coagulation. NCBI's taxonomy places the organism in Eukaryota, Metazoa, Chordata, Lepidosauria, Squamata, Pythonidae.